Messenger RNA from Apodemus sylvaticus (European woodmouse), 2873 nucleotides. It is a transcript of the gene Hspa13, whose product is annotated as heat shock protein family A (Hsp70) member 13. Gene Ontology annotation, biological process: cellular response to unfolded protein; vesicle-mediated transport; protein refolding. The record is from RefSeq and is a predicted model, not a curated record. Gene Ontology annotation, cellular component: nucleus; cytoplasm; plasma membrane. NCBI's taxonomy places the organism in Eukaryota, Metazoa, Chordata, Mammalia, Rodentia, Muridae. Bases 74 to 1486 code for a protein of 470 amino acids. Gene Ontology annotation, molecular function: ATP binding; ATP hydrolysis activity; heat shock protein binding. The transcript is spliced from 5 exons.
CGGGACAGCCGGCGUCUAGGGGGGCGGUGCCUCCCGUCGGUACAGUCAUCCUUCUGCCUGUUCGGCGGGACUGAUGGCCGGGGAGAUGACGAUCUUAGGUUCAGCUGUUUUGACGCUCCUGUUGGCUGGCUACUUGGCACAACAGUAUUUACCAUUGCCUACGCCAAAAGUGAUUGGCAUCGACCUGGGUACCACCUACUGCUCGGUUGGUGUGUUUUUCCCUGGGACAGGGAAAGUAAAGGUGAUUCCGGAUGAAAACGGGCAUGUCAGCAUCCCAAGCAUGGUGUCCUUCACCAAUGGCCUUGUGCAUGUGGGCUACGAAAGCCUGGAGCUGGCGGACUCAAACCCUCAGAACACAAUAUAUGAUGCGAAAAGGUUCAUAGGGAAGAUCUUCACCCCCGAGGAGUUGGAGGCCGAAAUUGGCAGAUACCCAUUUAAGGUUUUACACAAGAAUGGAAUGGCUGAGUUUUCCGUGACAAGUAACGAAACUAUCAUCGUUUCUCCGGAGUAUGUCGGCUCUCGAUUGUUGCUAAAGCUAAAGGAAAUGGCAGAGGAAUACCUCGGCAUGCCGGUUGCCAAUGCUGUCAUUUCUGUGCCAGCAGAAUUUGACCUACAACAGAGAAAUUCAACAAUCCAGGCUGCCAACCUUGCUGGACUGAAGAUCUUGAGGGUGAUAAACGAGCCGACAGCAGCAGCUAUGGCCUAUGGCCUCCACAGGGUUGACGUCUUCUACGUGUUGGUCAUAGACUUGGGUGGAGGAACCCUCGAUGUGUCAUUACUGAAUAAACAAGGAGGGAUGUUUCUAACACGAGCAAUGUCUGGAAACAACAAACUUGGAGGACAAGACUUCAAUCAGAGGCUGCUUCAGUAUUUAUAUAAAGAGAUCUAUCAAACAUACGGCUUUCUUCCUUCCAGGAAAGAAGAAAUCCACAGAUUAAGGCAGGCAGUGGAAAUGGUCAAGCUAAACUUGACGGUUCAUCAGUCUGCCCAGGUAUCAGUUUUACUCACUGUAGAAGGAAAGGACAGCGAGAAAUCUCAGAAUGGUGACUCUGAGCUGCCAAAAGACCAGCUUACCCCAGGGGAUGGGCACCAUGUGAACAGAGCCUUUAGACCCGGCCUUGAUGAAAGCAAGAGUGGAAGUCAGGUUUUAUUUGAGACAGAAAUAUCCCGCAAGCUCUUUGAUACCCUCAAUGAAGAUCUCUUUCAGAAAAUACUCGUGCCCAUUCAGCAAGUAUUAAAAGAAGGCCACUUGGACAAGACUGAAAUUGACGAGGUGGUUCUGGUUGGGGGCUCCACUCGGAUUCCUCGGAUCCGCCAGGUUAUUCAGGAGUUCUUUGGAAAGGACCCCAACACGUCUGUAGACCCUGACCUGGCAGUGGUGACAGGAGUGGCCAUCCAAGCUGGGAUUGAUGGAGGUUCCUGGCCUCUCCAAGUGAGUGCUUUAGAAAUUCCUAAUAAGCAUUUACAGAAAACCAACUUCAACUGAACUCUAAGGGAGUACUGGUAACUGAUCUUGUCUAGUGAUGUUAAUGAUUUCCAUGUGAAGCCUCCUCCAGAAAAGAAGUUCCUGAAGUCACUAACAGGUUCCCAAGAGGACAUUUAUACAGGACAACUUUACAUAAAACUUUUUCUUUCGUUUUAGAAUUGAAUAUGACCAGAUGAGUCUUGUUCGGGUUUGUUUAAAAAAAAAACAAAAAAACAAAAAAAAAAAAAGCUCAGUAUUUCUAAAGUAACAGGGUUGAGUAAAGCUCUCCUGGAUUCUGGAAGUAGGUAGCCUUCGCACUUACUAGUCUGGAAACUUUAAAUAGUGCCAACUACGAGGCCCAAGUUCUUACUGAAUUUUAUUAGUAGGGGCUGAUAAUUUCUUUAUUUGGUUUUCACAUAUAACUCUUAAGGAAUUGAAGGACUGUUAUGUCGGGUAUUUCCAUGGCCUGGAGAUAGCAGUAUUAUUAAACUGCAUAGAUAGUAUCCAUCAACUGCCAUGAGAUUUGUACUUUCAGAAAUCUACUAUCUUUUUACAUAUUAUAGUCUCCUAAUCUACAGAUUUUAAUAUAUUUGAAAGACCAGUUUUUCUUCCCAAAACAGCUGAAGAUUUAUUCGGAUUUCUUUCUGCCAGAUAGUAGACAUGCCCUGUUUAUACUGCAGUCUGUUUAUCUGCAGGGCAUCAUUUUCUGCUUGUAUUUUCACAUGUCUGCUCUGUAAGAAUAAAAAGAAAGACAGUAGAGAGUUUCUGGUCGCCUUUUCAAAGCGUUGAUGUCUCAAUAAGACUGUAUUACUCCCUCCAUUUCUUUUUGCUAUCCAAGAUCAUUGCAUAGAUCAAAUAUUUGUAGCAGCUGUUUGGUUUUGGUUAUGUUGUUUCCUCUUUCCCCAGGGCCAAGCCUACAAGUGCAAGACUAUAAUCCAACUAUUCUAGAAAUUGAGGCAAGGGGCUCACAACAAGUUCAAGCCUGUCUGAGCUACCUAGGAAGUUAUAAGCCAAUUUAGGCAGCUUAUUGAGAUCCUGUCCGUGUCUCAAAAAAACAAGAGAGAGGGAUAUAGGGAGGGGAGGGGAGAAGAAGAAAGCGAGCCAGACGGCCACAAGGGCCAGCGAAGAAAAUGCUGGAUGUUGGCUGUGAUGCCAUUAGUGGAAGAUGUAUGCCAUUUUUUUUUUUUUGCUUUAAUGAAAGUAUUCACAUACAAGAAUUAUAUCCCGGCUAUCAUUUUGAUAUAAAGUAUAUCCUGUUUUAUCAGUGUUGUAAUAACUAAAGAAGAGAACUAAAACGUUAAGAUCAAACACUUGAGCUUCCCAGAGGAAAGGUGGUAGUUUGGGUUGUUUUAUUGGUUUUGUUUUUUGUUUUGUUUUUGUUUUGCAGCUUUAUAAUUUUUUUUUUUUU